This is a messenger RNA of Amoebophrya sp. A120, 8735 nucleotides long. NCBI's taxonomy places the organism in Eukaryota, Dinophyceae, Syndiniales, Amoebophryaceae. The record is from the annotation of a GenBank genome assembly.
GGAUCUUCCACUAGAUUCCCACGUAGAAGAGGCCAUCAGUGAGGUAGGUGCUUAGGCUACUCUGCGCUUAGUGAAAACUGACAAAUGCAUGUGCGCGAAUUUUUCUGAGCUGUGAAAACAGCUGCAUAUGUUGUUUUUCCCUGGCGUCCAACCUUCUUAAAAGCCUUUAGUAGUUUCUCGAAGAACCGCCUCUGUACAAAAGAUGGCUGCUUUUAGAAAGUCGAAAGCUCCUUCCCGGGGCUUCAUGCCAGGAUCUUCCUCAUCAUUCCUGCGCCGGCUGAGCACGAGCAUUUUGCUGUUAUUUUUCUCAUUCAGCAGUUCACUUCUUUCAACCACAUCAACCACCGUCCACGCCUUCUUCCUGACCAAAACCAUCGACACCGCCGUUGACGACGCCUUGCAACUUUUCGAGUACUGUGCGAAGUGGGAUGACCGGGAAUACGUGAAACUUUUGAUUUUCGACCGAAUGCAGAAGCAAAGGAAGGUCAUGCGAAGCUGUCUAUUCCACUUACUGGAGCGGGUGAAGCGAACCGCCAGGAUUGUCUACGCCGCGUACCACCACCCGAUUCUGAAGCCGAAACUCGACCCCUAUUUCGUCGACCUAGCGGAGGACUUUUGGCUCCAGGUGGUCGAAUUAAGUAAAACCCCCCGCAUGCACAAGGAGUGGUACUACUGGCACGGACCGAAGGUGCAAAUGCCGCUGAUAUUACAAUGAAAAAUCUCCCUCCCCCUACUCAAAUGGAGAUUUGUGUAGCGUGAUUUGUGAUCAUAAAUCUUGCUGUCAUGCUACAAGGGAAGAGAUGCAGACCAUAGUGCUGGCUGGCGUGGGUAAGCCUUGCGUCUUCAGCAUGACAGGAAGCAACUGGAAGCGGGAAACAGCAUGACAAAUUGCCUGCAAACGGGUCCGCGCCUGCGUCUCUUGGCCUUCUAGGAAUACAAGUAGAUUUGUGUAUAUCAAAUCCAGCACCAGCACAAAUCUCCUUCGCGAUAUGGGGAGGGUGGAUUUUGCCUUGCAAUAGCUGAAUCUGAAACUGUUGAAGGCGCACUUUGACACCACCUUCCACGACAAUAUUUUAGUGAAGCCCCACAGUGCGGAUUUACAUCUACAUCACGAAAUGGACAUAUAACAGUGCACAUCAACUCCCUCUCCCCCUCAUUUGUGUUGCCUGAACAGCAACACAAGCGCUGGCAAAGAUGCAGCUUUUGCAUGACAAAUUCCUAGUGGAGUGCAGUGCUGUUUCGGAUUCCGGAAUCUGUCAUGCAAACAGUACUAACAGGCAAAGGGUGGAUUUGGAAUUUUGCAUGACAAAUGAGGGGGAGGGGGAGUUGUGCACUUUCAUAGGACAUGGCCGAAAAGAUGAUCGUGCGGUCCGCGGAAAUGCUGGCGCAGAUCGAGUAUUCAUUGCAAAAAUGUCUGGGUCUGGAAAUGUGUGAUGCUGCAUUGAGCAUCAUUGAAGCGCUUGCAAUGGCAGCCAGGCAUGACAAGUUUUAGAGACGCCUGCUGAUGCCUACCACGCAUUACAAAUUGCUUUUUUGCAUGACAAAGCAAGCUCCCAUUUUGUGGGUCAUGCAGCACAGAUUUUCCAAUUCCAGGAUUGCAAGACACGCAUCACAAGUUCAACUGUUCCAGACGACCCAGGCAUUUUUGCACUCCAUAUCGAGGAAAUGGAGACAAAUAGGACCGCUUUCGCGGACAAAGCGAAGGCGAAGGUGUUACAUCUCACCGAGGAGGAGCGGAAAUUGGUCUCGACCAUGGAGUGGACCAACGUUUCCCAUCUAACGGAAAACACCACGGAUGGGGAGAUUCCAACAACAGAACCGCUACCGCAUAUGAGAAUGCACAAUUUCCCUUCGUCACCCUCAUUUGUCAUGCAAAACAUGCAAAUGCACCCAUUUCGCCUUCUGGCACUGCUAGCAUGACAGGGUCGUCAAGAACAUCCGGAUGAAUCCGACGCAGCACGGGAACAAUCGGUCGGAAAUUUGUCAUGCGAAAGUUCCAACUUUGCCCGAGCUUCUGUUGCUGUGAAUGGGAUCCCAAAAAAUGAGGGGAACAAGGGGGAGUCGUGCACUUUCAUACCGCAUCUAGAAGAUCUUCUCGGAACCCACCACUACGGAAAGCGACGGACGUUGCGGAUUGCGCGCAGGAUCACGGACGAUUUUAUAUGACCUGCUCAAACGUUCCAAUCUCAAGCGUUGCGAUAGAGUGUGGGUUUUGUAUUUUGCAUGAUGAGCAUGACAAACUCGGACAGAAUGCCACUUUCUGCAAUACAAAUUUCGCCAGAUUGUAGCGCGGAUUGUGACCACUCCAGAACUUGUCAUGCGCAAUCCACCUAUGACAGUUGGCGAGAACAUGCAUUGUUGCAUCACAGAUUUCCAUAUUCUAUGGUAACCGAUUUGAGAUUGUAACAUCUGAGCGGGUUAUAUUUUAUCCACCUGGAGGACAAGUCGGAGGAAGAGAUCCUGAAGCAUUGGGGGAUUACCAAGGAGGAAGCGAUGGAGAACAGGAAACGGUACGAAGAGGAAAAAGUGAAACUGAAGGAGUGGGAGGAAACGGAGCUUCCCCAGCAGGAGGUGGAGGAGCAGCGGCGCUACUGGUACGAGAAGCAUUUGGAAGAGGAGGAGGCGUUCGGCAUAUGCAUUGCAAACGGGUCUGAAAGUUGGAACUUGUGAUGCUGUAUGUGGAUUCUAAAAAAAUCUGUAUUGCAUGACCAGCAAGAGGAGGGCUGUUUGUGCUACGCGCACCAGAGGGCUUUUUUCAUGCGUGAUAUAAAGCAUCAAGAAGCUCAUCUGAAACAGUCAGUGCUGCUGGGACCUGCAUCACAGACCUCGUGAGUCAUGAAAAAUAUGCAUGACAAGCUUCCAGAACUACACCAGAUUUCGGUCCUUGCGCUGCAUACGGCAACUCGUUUAACGAUACCGAAAACAAGUGGAUGCCCUUUAUCCUGAUGAAAAACGUGCCCACACCAGAGUUGUCAUGCAGAUUUGCAAUGACAAAGACAUUUGUGAUGCGCAUACCCAUGGUAGACAUUUCCAAUCGUGUUUUGGAAUUUGUGAUGCUGAGAACAGGAUGAGCAGAUGGAUCUGCGACGCGGCUGCUCUUGCUACCCUGCACUACACUACGGAGUGCAACUUGUCAUGCGCGACUCCCAAAACUCCUAGGUUUGCGUUGCAGAAUCCCCAUCUUGACUAUGGGGCGGGGACGUUUUUACACAGGAUACCCUUUGCUCCGGAUUUCCGAAUGGCCUACUAUUUGAAGGACCAUGAGGCUUCGGCGAUGACGCUAUGCAGUGCAAAACUGUUUCGUGGUCGUACUAAUUCUAGUAAUUGCGUUUUUGCAUUACAAAUCUGUUUCUUAAGGCAAACCCGCAUUACAAAUUUAGUUGGUAAUGCUGAUUCAAUUUGUGAUGCAAUGUAUACUAGUACGAUGUUUAUGUUUUUGCAAUGCAUAGACGAUGUAUCAUGGCGGUAAACACUACAAGGACGAGGACGGCAUGCGUCAGGUGAAAUAUCGCGAGGAAAAAUGCCCCCACCCCCAAAGUUGCAAAGAUUUGUGAUGCGAAGUUUCCAAAUGAAAACUUUUUGUCAUGCAUAAAAGGAGUGUGAACCUUUCUGAUGCAGAGUCUAGCUGCGUGUCGCAUCGCUUGCAUGACAAGCGCCGCUCUUGCUGGGGUCUUUUGCAAUGCAAAUUUUUGCUACUCACGAUCGGAAAUCUGUGAUGCUGAUAGAUGCAAGAGGGCGAGUGUUUGAUUUGGAAAGAUUUGCAAUGCAAAUGCUCCCAACGAUUCGGGGGUGGGGGCAUUUUUCAUUGUAAUAUGAAACACGUGAUCUUCUCGCCCUCCCUCAUGGACGACAGGCCGUUACUCGGCAUCUACGCCUCCUAUCAGGGUGCACAAGAACUCCCCCUCCCCCGCAUCUGUCAUGCGAAAACCCAAAUUAUCCAGUUGCUGCUUUAUGGUACUGCGUGCAUGACGAAUUUCAGAAUGAUCCCAAGCAGUACUAAUAUGCUCGACUACACAUGAAUUUGUCAUGCGCCGGCUCCACAUGUACUGGUGUUUGUAUUGCUGUCCAUGCCAUACUGCAAAUGAGGGGGAGGAAGAGUUCUUGCGCACUCUCAUACCCCCCUUGCGCCGUAUAAAACUCUCGUGUUGGAAAACUCCUACGUGCAGUGGAAAGAGGCGAAGUUCGAUUUACUCGCGUUUGAAGCCACCAUCCGAGACACGUGGGAACGGUACGAGGCGAACUUGAUCAUUUUUAUCACAGCGCACAACGACCCCCCUCGUCCCCUUCAUUUGUCAUGCAAAAAACUACCAAAGGCACCCUCUACCUCUUGGCACUUUUCGCAUUGCAAGUUCUGAAAGCUUAAGCAGCACGACAAUUAUCCUGGGUCGUGGAUCUGUCAUGUAAGACCUGCAUGCUUGCCGACGCUUGUGUUGCUGUUUCUGCCAUAGUAAAAAUGAGGGGGAGGGGGUGGACUUGUGCACUCUCAUAGUUUUCCCCAAGAAGUUAUUGGACCGCAUCGCGAACCAGCUGGAACGGGAAGUGGUCAAGAUUAAAGAACACGACGGCCACGAGGAAAAGGACCCGAUUAAGAAGUACUUUCGGAUUCUGCAGAAGCACGUCACCCGGAUCGACCUACCGUGGGUGGAUAGGCAUGGAAAAAGUUGUACUUGUUCUAUCGGAUUGGACAUUGGCUGCCCUGGAGGUCUUCUGCAAAAUUUUUCAACGACCGAAUGGGAGGAGCAGCUUGUCAUGCUGUUUUCGGUAAUAUGAGAGAGAGAAUCUGUGUUGCAUGAUUUCCAAUCGCUAAAACAACUUUUGCGCCACUGCAUAGUACAGUUUGGGAUCCAAUUAUCGAAGAAAAAAACUGUGUAAGUGUAACUUUUUUGCAGGAACAGCAUCACAGAUUUGUUUUCCAUGACAGAAAACUUGUCAUGCGUAGCUAGUAUGCGAAAACACGUACCAAAAUAGCCUCUGAUGCAUAUCCGGCAUGACAAGUGUAACUGUGUUGCAACAUCUGCAAGACAAAGUUACACUUACACAGUCUUUUUCUUGCAUACCAAUUCGCGCACAUGGACACGGACAUGAUAGGAAGAUCCAUCACCGGCACCGACAUAUCCACUGCAAAUACGUCUGGGUACAGACUUGUGAUGCAGACUCUGCAUAACAGACAAAUAUCUGUAUUGCGUAGUCAGCAAAAGAUGUUGUGCGCGUCUUGUCUCCAGAAGAGGUGGGCAUUUCUCAUGCAGACCAGGCAGCGUUUUGUGAUGCUCCAUGUGCAUGGCAGAUCUUUCUUCAGAUGCAAAAAUUGCAUGACAUUCUCGUCCCAGACCCAGACAUACUCGCAAUGCAUACGACAUCAACACACAUAACUUCUGCCCGAGCGAGAAAGUGCUGGCCAAGUACGCGAAGAAGUUCCGCGGGUUUUUGACCUACGCUAUGGUUCGGCACGACAUGGCGAAGCCGUGCACGGUGGACGCAGGGAAGUACGGGAUGACGCUGUUCGCGGUGCCCGGCUCGGCGCACCCAGAUUUGAAGUACGAGACCCACGAAACUGCAAACGGGAAACCGAAAAACAGAAAGCACCACGGACGUAGUUUGUUUUGAAUAACAAUUUCGAUGCAGAUAUGAUAAAAUGGUCUGCGCCUGCAGGAAUUAUUACUUCUCAUGCUGGAGCUGUAGACGCACCACUAAUUGCUCGUUAUUACGUUUUUACAUCUUACCACAGGUCCGCCCUUCCCGGAAGAUCCUUUCCUCUCACCAGACAAGUACGGUGCGGGGCUGCAAGAAUCUUUGAUCGCGGAGGUACAGGGCAUCCCGGUGGUGCUUCGGGAGGAAGUUAUCUGGCAGCAGGAGCAUUUGAGACCACGAAUCACCGAGAACGACACUUCCAUUCACUGGGAACCGCUGAACAGCUAUUACAGUGAAAAAUGCCCCCUCCCCAGAACUUGGCAGCAUUUGUAUUGCAAACCUUUCCAAUGGAAACAUUCCCCGUCUUGCGUAUCUUAGCGUCACAAAUUUUCCCUGCUGAAUAGCUCAAAUUUGUGUUGCAAAGGAGCCCAACAGCAGGCGGAUCUGUUAUGCAGCGGAUACUUUGCGCGUCUAGAUUCUGCAUCAUAAAGGCUCGUAGUCUUUUCAUGCAAGACAAAAAGCUGUCAUUUGGAAACUUUGCAUGAGAAACGUUUGCGACUUCCGGGAUGGGGGCAUUUUUCACUGUAAUACCAGCACGAAAAUUUUGGAGGAGGCCGACCCGGAUUUGCUGCGGUCCGCCGGGUAUCCUGUGCAAAAGUAUCGUACUCGUAGCACUUGCAUUUAUGCAUUACAAAUCUCUUUUUCAAGGUAAAUCAGCAUUACAAAGUUUAUUUUGUAAUGCUGGGCUAAUUUGUAGUGCAAUUUAUACUAGUACGAUGCUUUUGCAAUCCAUACCGGGCUGCUGUUACGGGGCGACUACGUGAUAUCGUACGAAGAAAGUAUCUCAGUCUCGAGCCUUUGCGGUUUCAGCAUUACAAAAAAUUCCCUCCGCAUGACGCGCAAAAUCUGUGAUGCGUCGCACGCAAGAGAAAACACGUAUGGAGUGCCCUUCUCUUGCAUGUCGAGCAUGACAAAAAACUGCGUCAAGGAAGUUCCGCAUGACAAGUUGAGACUGAGACAGUUUUUUCUUGCGAUACGUGAAUAAUUUACCCUGGAAGACGAAGAAAUUGGCGCAGAUAGAGCAACAGGCUGAAGAGACGGAAGAGGGUGGUAGUCUAUCCUGUGCAAAAAUAAAAGUAUUGUGCUUGUACGAGUUGCAGUCUUGCAUGACAGAUCUCUGUGCUUCACCUGUUUCUGCAUGACAAAUUUCAUAAUUUUUCCUCUGACGAAAGCUGUGAUGCAAUCACUACUAGUACACGAUGCUUUUGCGAUGCAUAUAGUCCAACAGGAGCGUACAACAUGUUCACGCCGGAGUUUUCUUUUCCGAAGGAUUUAGUAGCGGAAGAAUACGACGCAGAGGAGAAAUUGGAAGCGGCGGCGGCGAGCGGGAGCAGCGGAGAAACAGCUGCAGGAGCUGCUGCUGCAACGAGAGUCGAGAAACUACAAAGUAGUACAAGUACAGCAGCGGUGAACGUAACGAAUCUCGCGUUCAAGCUUCCGGGGAUCAAUCCGAAGCAUCUGAAGUUGCUUCCGGAGUACAAAAAGCAAUUUGUAGACAACUACGACUUGGUCAUCGCGGAGGAUUUCUUUGACGAGGAGACCUUUGCCAAAAUCGAGCAGGAGUCGCACCGGCUCUGGCAGGCCAGCGAAAUGGAGCCGAACUGCAAUCUAGAUGGCCGGGAUCGGCUGGGGGGUUACGUUUUGGACGAUUUAGAUUAUAAAAACACGUUUUACCAGCUGAUCUACCGGAAUCCCUCCCUCCAGUACUGGGUUUCUUACAUCUACGGCAAACGCAUGUGGGCGUCCGACUUCCCCCUGGAGCUGCGGGAAUAUGGGGACGGGUCCAAUGGUAUGCGGUGUCACCGCGACUUGGCACUCUACGCGGACGACUCUAUUGACGCCGAGUUUGCCUUUACCGUGGCCAGCAACAGUCCCAGCCACGUUGUGUCUUUCACUGACAGAGCAGGUAAAAACUCACAUUUAAGUUGUACUACUUGUGGGUGCGAGUCCGAGUUGUAAAGGCUUCAUCUUGUUAGCCUGUGAUAGGAUAGAACUUUUUUCUACAAAACGAUAAUUAAUGAGUGUAGUCGUGUUUUAGUUUUAUUGAUGCCUUAAGUAUUCAGAGCAAAUGUUCACACCAUCAUAAAAAUCCAGGCGUCGAGCACAAAAUCAAUCCGAAGCCCAACACACUCCUCAUGGUCCGGCCCAACGCGAGUCUGCACUGCGCAUCUGGGGUGGAUCCAGGGACGAGCAGACAGAUGAUGAAGUGGAUCUUCACUGGGAGUUACAAAAAACACGAAAACUUUGAAAUGUUAUCCUGUGGUGCAGCAGACUAUCGUACUAUCUGAUACUUAAAUCGCAAUCUUGCAUAUGACAGAGCAGUUCUUUUCCAUACCUGUUUGACCGCAUGACAAACUCUAUUUCUCCUUCUAACGAUGAAACAAAUUUGUGAUGCAAGUUUUUCCACUAGUAUAGUACGAUAAACUUUUGCCCCAAUGCAUAAAUGUACGCAAAGAACAAUUGCGGCGAGACGUCGCUAAGCUGGAAGGCGCUGAUGGCGAAAAAGGAAUCGACGAAACAGGAGCUGUAGAUAGGUGGUGCAGCAUGACAAAUUGAUGCUGCGCUUCUCUAUAGCAUGACAAACUUGGAUACUUACUUCUAUUUUUGCGAAAGUACAACUAUGAACACAAACAUCAAAACAAACACAAAUACAAAUACUGAAGUCAGAUCAUCACAUCGAAAAGUAAAAUCGUGCAGAUUUGUCCGAAUAGCUCAAGGCCCAGUAGUUCGAGAUUGGCGGCAACUACAAGUAAAUAGAGUUGAUAAAGCAGAGGUUGUGCUGCUAUGUAUAUGUAUUAGAAAGUAGAGAGUAGAUGAGGCGAUACUUCAGGCAAGAAGUAGAAGGAUUUUUGUACACAUUAUAGCAUACCGGUUUUCCUCUCUGGUGUGAUUGGCGCGCCGUCAAAGUGUGGCGCACUAGUUACUUUCCAAGAACUUGUUGUGACGGAGAUUUAUUGCAGUGAACAACGGCAGUCAAAAGUACACAAAAUAUUAAAGGUAGCACUCCUCAGCAGACUAUCAAUUGCGAGGAGGCAUUCCUGUCCGGC